AACAAAUAUUUCUAUUAUAAAUGCAAUGUUGACAGGGUAUAUAAGUCCGUAACACAAUUAAUAGGCAUAAUACAAAAUAUCACCAUGGGUAAAUUAACAUUGUUACUUGUAUUAUGUGUAUGCAUAGCCGGGUCGCUGCAAUCGCCGCGCGGUUUCCGCAAUGUUGACCACUUAAUUGAAUACAUAAACAACGCAAACACUACAUGGAAGGCUGGCAAAAACUUUGACGACUCGUAUUCACUGGAGUACGUGAGGGGACUGAUGGGUGUCCGACGCCCGGUGGGGGCACUGGAUUACGUGGAGAGUCCGGCGCCCGUCUACUCAGGCAUAGACAUACCCAAGGAGUUUGACCCGCGAGUACAAUGGCCCGAAUGCAAGUCACUGUCGGAGAUUAGAGAUCAGGGAUCCUGUGGCGGCUGUUGGGCCUUCUCGUCAGUCGAGGCCAUGACUGACCGGUUGUGCAUCGCAUCAAAGGGCAAACAACAGGUGGAGCUGUCGGGCGAGGAUAUGGUGGCCUGUAGUGGGGCCGGCGGUUGCGGCGGUGGUUGGCCCGCAUCGGCCUACGGUUACUAUAUCAGGUCCGGUUUGGUGUCCGGCGGUCUGUACGACUCCCACGAGGGCUGUCAACCCUAUACCAUAGCCUCGUGCGAGCACUACAUCACUGGCCAACGGCCGCCCUGUCAUAAGCACUACGACCCGACACCCAAAUGCCAGCACUCUUGCGUCACCGGCUAUAACGGCACCUAUCAGUCCGAUAAACACUACGGCAGCAAACAGUAUAGCUUUAGUAACAGGAAUCGUGAUGUGCAGGCUGAUAUUAUGACCAAUGGCCCAGUAGUCGCUGUGUUUACCGUUUACGAGGAUUUCUUGCAGUACAAGUCCGGUGUUUAUAAGCACCUGACCGGCGAUGUCGCGGGUCUGCACGCCGUGAAGAUCAUUGGAUGGGGUGUGGAGUCGGGUGUGGACUACUGGCUGGUGGUCAAUUCAUGGAACCCCGAUUGGGGUAAUAAGGGUUACUUCAAAAUCGCCCGUGGUCAUGAUGAGGGUGGUAUUGAGGGUGAUAUUGUAGCUGGUUUGCCCAAGUUGUAAAUUCUUGUUUGCUUUAAUUGUUUCAAGCAAUAAAUUAAAUGUUCAAGUAGACUAAAUAUAAAAUAUUACCAUCAUAAAUAAAUU
Medioppia subpectinata is the source of this 1173-nucleotide messenger RNA. The record is from the annotation of a GenBank genome assembly. Lineage: Eukaryota; Metazoa; Arthropoda; Arachnida; Sarcoptiformes; Oppiidae.